This is a messenger RNA of Bicyclus anynana (squinting bush brown), 1997 nucleotides long. RefSeq names its product coiled-coil domain-containing protein 174. Bases 258 to 1961 code for a protein of 567 amino acids. The transcript is spliced from 7 exons. Gene Ontology annotation, cellular component: nucleus. The record is from RefSeq and is a predicted model, not a curated record. NCBI's taxonomy places the organism in Eukaryota, Metazoa, Arthropoda, Insecta, Lepidoptera, Nymphalidae.
AAAAAAAAAACCACAGUCCACUGAUGACAUCUUCUGACAGAAGAGAAAAUAGAAAUAUCUACAAAAGUCUCAAAUGACAAAUCUCAAAUCAUUUCGAUUUUCGAUAUAAAUCAAAAUAAUGAAUUAAUAAAACAUUUAAAGUACAUUAACUUAAAAGUAUUCUUUUAAAUAUAUUGUCUUUAAUUAAAAACUGGACUUAGCAAUACCACGAAAGCUUUUGAGUUUGUGUAAUUCAUUUUCACUGAAAAGUGGUUAAGAUGAAUGAUCAACCUACAAAGAAAAUACUAUUCAACAAAUCAACAUUAUUAAGUUUAAAAGCAGAGUUGCUUAAAAAACAAGAGGAGGUUUUGGAAAAGAAACAUCUGCCAAAGCACAAUUUAGAACUAUUUAAGCCAGCCCAUCGAUCUGCUGAAAGUGAGAGUAAAAGUGAAAAUAAAACAUCAACAACCAGUUUCAAAGACAAGUUAAAAGCUGUGGAUGUAGAAGAAUAUGAAGCUUGCAGGAAAGCAAAACAAGUGUUAGAAAAAAAAGCUGAGUUGUACAAACAUUUGGAAGAUGGGGCUGGUGAUUCACAGUUAGCUGGACACUUUCUUGUUGACUUUAAAAGUAAAAAACAAGAGACAGCAUCUAGACCAGAACCCGAGCCUGAAGAAGAGAUACAGGCGCCAUUUGAAGAAGACCAGGGUGAUUGGAUUGAGUUUACUGAUUUUUUGGGCAGAACUCGGAAAUGUCUGAAAUCAGAUUUGGAUUACUAUAAAAGAAGGGAUGAACAACUUAUGAAAAUGGUCACCAAUGAGAGUAAUUACCAAGAUUCAUCUGCAAGUGACGCUCAGUCAUCACAAAAUACUACAGAGAAGCCAUUUUUAGUACAAAAGACGAAUGACUACCUACAGCUGUUGCGUGAAAAGUGGGAGAAAAAGGAACAAGAACUACUAGGAAAAGAUGAAGAUAUACAUUACCAAGAUUUACUUUUUGAUGAGGCGAGAAUCCACGGCGUCGGCUACUUCGCAUUCAGUACAGAUGAAACGGAGCGUCGCAAACAGAUGGAUGAAUUGUUGAAGCGACGGGAAGAGACGUUGAAGGCGCAGAAGCUGGCCGAAGAGACGCGCAGGAAACGCGACGAGCUGAUAGCUGCCAGGGUCGCUGCUGCCAGGGCUCGCCAGAGGAUCAGGGCUGGACUACCGCCUGAGGAUCCGGAAGAAAAGAAAAAAGAGUUCACGACAUGCCUCCUCAAAUUUUUAACUGAGAAAAGGGAUGAAGCAGAUAAAAAAGCCAAAGAGGAAGAGAAAAAGGCGCGCGAGGAACAGGAAAAAGAGAGGCAAAAGUUGCGUGAUGCUUAUGUACGGGAAUGGGAUAUUGGGAAAGAAGGGAAUGAAGAUAAACCAAAGAAAUUUAGAGAAAUGACUCAGGAAGAAUAUGUUGAACAACAAAGAGCUAAGAGAAUAGACGAAUUUGCCCCAGUUAAAAGUUCCAACAGUGUCAACUCAACGAAUGAGUUUGAUACACAAGGCAGAAGACUUAAUUCCAAUACUGACACUGUGAAAGUUAAAACUUGGUCUGAUGUAAGAAGAGUCGAAGCUCCUGCACCGCCAGUUAUCGGAGAUAUUAGUGACGCAUCACAGAAAGGUCUAUAUUUCUCUACUAAAAAGAAUGAAGCAAUACUGAAGUAUAAGAACUUUGUUAAAGCUCAAGAACCAGUUCCUAUAAAUAACGAGCUGAGUGAUGACGAAGUCUCUGGCAACACAAGACCUAAACCAGAUAAAAGGAAAGAUGGCGAAGAAUACGUUGAAAUUGAACCACCUGCAACAUAUGAUUAUUAUGGGCCUAUUCCUAAGAAUAGAAAGUUAGAUAAACCCUUCAACUCAGAUUUGAGAGAAGCAAUGGCACAAGGAAAUAAAAGCUUAGAACGAAAAGAGAGUAGCAGGAAACUACCAGAACAUUAUGAUUUUACAUUCGAUUGAUUUGUUAAUGUGUUAAAUAAAACUGUUGCUACAUGA